AUGGCUAGCAGGGGCAAGCUUAUGGGCAAGACCACUUUCACUCCAGUAGAUGGAGGUUUAUCAGGGGUGUCUUGGCGGUCGCCGGAUGAAGACGAGCUCAUGGAGUCAGGUUCGGAGACUGGCCCAUCAUCUUCGGCUAUUCCUUGGUCUCUCUUAGAGCCGGACAUGCAAGACCUGUCCCCAGAAUGCAGGAAGUACAUUCGUUACUUCGAUCUGGAUCUUUCCAGAGAAUCUGUGGAGGUUCAGGAUGAUCCCACAAGGAACAGUGACGCAGUCGUAGCAGCAGUUAUUCUCUUCGUUUGCAUGGAUGUUGUGGAAUUCGGAAGCCAUGGCUGGAAUCACCAUCUCCGGGGUGCUCAAGAGAUGGUACAGAGCCGGAGAUUAUCUGACAUUAGCGAGGAUAACGAAGCCGCGCCGUGGUUGAGAUAUUUUGACACGGCAUGCACGACCUUUGGGAUCUUGGGGGCUACUCUUGCACCGGCCUUGAGCCCCCCCACCAAUCAAUUUCCCAUACUGGAUCCGCUCUUUCUCCAGAACCUUCGGAAUUCCGAAAACCAAACGUGGGUCGGUUGUCCUGCAGAGCUGCUCUACGUCUUAUCUGGUAUCAAUUCCAUGCGCUCGCUGCAUCAUAUGAACGUGGAAAGACGACAAGCCUUAUCAGAUCUAGUCCAAGCCUUGCUCAAUUUCUCGCCAUUGGCGUGGGCUCAAGAUUUUCCAGAUAUCCAGUUCCACGAGUCCCGCUCUCAUCUUGCCCAUGCUUACAAAGCGGGGGUUGAGGUAUACGCAUCACACAUCAUCGGCGCGCCUCCUGGCCAACAUUACUUAUCGUACCCCCACGUGGUCGAAAUAAUGAGGCCUGCGAUGCUCCACCUCCUUGCUGUUCCUGCCGAAGAUUUCCAUAUCAAGAGCUUGGUGUGGCCGGCCUUCAUCCUCGGCGCAGAGGCACAAGAUAUCGAGCUCCAAACAAUGGCACGCACAGUGUUUCAACGUAUUUGGGUGUCUUCAUGUUGUUACAAUGUCAAGAAUGCUGCUGAAAUUCUCGAGAGAAUCUGGGCUCGAGAAGCGGGGGAUGAAUCUAGCAGCUCUUGGCUGAAAUAUGUCUGGCAAUUGGAGGAGACCUGGCUAUUCGUCUAG
Messenger RNA from Colletotrichum siamense, 1134 nucleotides. RefSeq names its product Acriflavine sensitivity control protein acr-2 (gene acr-2-3). Lineage: Eukaryota; Fungi; Ascomycota; Sordariomycetes; Glomerellales; Glomerellaceae. The record is from RefSeq and is a predicted model, not a curated record. Gene Ontology annotation, cellular component: nucleus. Bases 1 to 1134 code for a protein of 377 amino acids. Gene Ontology annotation, molecular function: transcription cis-regulatory region binding; DNA-binding transcription factor activity. Gene Ontology annotation, biological process: positive regulation of transcription by RNA polymerase II. The transcript is spliced from 4 exons.